CUGAACGUUUUCGGUUGAAACAUGAGUCUGGAUUCUCUGUUUCAGCAGAUUUUACUGACUGAGCAACAAGUGUCAGAGAACACUCGUCAGCUCCAUGAAGUAAAGGCUGCUGUCAUCAGGACUCAGGAGAAGAUAAAGUGCUUUAAUGAAAAGCUGGAAAAUGCACGUGUUGAGCUGGAUGAGAAGGCUCAGCUCCAGUCAGAAGCCACCCUGCAGCUGUAUCUGAUAAAGAAGCGGCAAGAGCAGAUAGAGAAGAAAAGAGAGGACUUGCAAAAACAGCAGAAUGACCUCAAACAGGAGCUGGACCGACUGAAGAGAGAAUCUGUGGAGGAGAGAGAGAAAUUUAUGAGGGAGAUCACAGCCUUUAACGAUGACUUUAACCUGCUGAAGAAGAGGAACAUUGUGUUCCAAAGCCAGACCAGAUCUGAAAUAUUAAGUCUUCAACUGGAAGCUCACUCACUCAAGAAAGAGAUGCAGAUGAUGAGGCAGGAGAAUUCAUGGCUGGUCUCCAUGCAGGCAGAGCAGGGAGCACUGGAGAUGGAGCUUCAGGAGGUGCAGUCGAAGCUUGCAGAGCUGGAGAGAGAGCUGGAGGAGGCAGUAGCUCUGACUGAGUCGCUGAAGGCAGAGAGACUCACAGCCAGUCAGAAACCACUGACAGACAGCACCUGCCUCAGGCUGAAGAAAGAGCUAGAGGCGUAUAAGGAAGGAGAGCUGGAGCUGCUUCGCGAGGCCCUCAGUGCAGAAAUUCAGUUCCUCCGUUCGAAAUUAUCGCAGAAGGGCAGCGUAUGCUGAAAUCUGUUUAUUCAGACAGAUACCUGUGAUGUUCAAAGAGACCUCUAGUGGGCGAAGCUGAAAAUGGACAAGGAUUCAGUAACCAGCAUGACUGACCAAAUCCCAAUGAGAGAUGCAAUUUGUUGCGGACCUGGUCACAAAUAGCUCGAUAUCUGGGUGUAGUGUAGAACUUUCCUCAUUACUAAAGCAAAUGCCACCUGGUAGAAAAAAACAUGCCAUUUUCUUCUUACUGUUGUUGUUGUUGUUCUUCUUCUUCUUCUUCUUCUUGUAGUUUUUUAUGUUGCAUUACUGAUUUAAUUUUUUUCAACUGCAUAAUGUAAAAGUACCUGGCCAGCUAAUUAGCGAUUUUUUUUAAUUCCACUAAAAUUCAGAAAUGUGAUGUGCAUUGAAUCUUCAGUGUGUUCACAUCAUACUAGACUAUAAACAACAAGACAUAUAUGCAUAUUCACAUAUCAUACGCAUACCAUAUAUCUUUGUUGUUGCCAGUAUAAUCAUAUGAAUCAUUUAUUUGCAGGCAACUGUAUCCAAAACUGGAAGGUUUCAUAGACAGGACAUAUUUAAUACACAGCACUAAUGGACUAGAACAGAAUAUUUUCUUUUCUUUUAUUAUUAUUGUGUUAUUAAUUCUCUGUAUCUGCAUGCUAUUAGAUGUAGAGACUUGACUGUAUUUAGUACUAUUCUGUCUUUCAGUGCGGUGUCUUAUUUAAAUACAAGUUUUCCGUGUUAUGCCUUUUUUGAUGCAUAAGCAGGCCAUCUAGUGGUCAUCAUCUAACAGUACAUCACAAAUUUGUGAUUGUGGUUGGG
This is a messenger RNA of Pygocentrus nattereri (red-bellied piranha), 1596 nucleotides long. It is a transcript of the gene ccdc172, whose product is annotated as coiled-coil domain containing 172. The transcript is spliced from 9 exons. Gene Ontology annotation, cellular component: cytoplasm. The record is from RefSeq and is a predicted model, not a curated record. Lineage: Eukaryota; Metazoa; Chordata; Actinopteri; Characiformes; Serrasalmidae. The coding region runs from base 22 to 792 and encodes 256 amino acids.